GAUUUCCUCAAGCUAGUCAGCUGCUCCUUCCUCAGAGAAACUUGGCUUCUCGCGGCAAUUAAACUUGGCCGCUAGUUUUCCAUUUCCUCGUUGGUCGGCCUGUUUUCUGUUUGAGUGGAAAGAAAGAGAGGAUUAAUAUUAUUUCUGUGCGUUUUUAAGAGUGGAGAUGAGGCUGUUGAAAGUGGCGACGUGUAACUUGAAUCAGUGGGCUAUGGAUUUUGAUUGCAAUAUGAAGCACAUAAAGGAGUCAAUAGCUACAGCUAAGAAGGCUGGAGCAGUUAUUCGGCUUGGCCCUGAGCUAGAGGUCACUGGUUAUGGCUGUGAGGAUCAUUUCUUGGAGCUCGACACAGUUACUCAUUCAUGGGAGUGCCUGAAAGAAUUAUUGCUUGGUGACUGGACUGAUGGCAUAUUGUGCAGCAUAGGAAUGCCUGUCAUUAAAGGAUCUGAGCGUUACAAUUGUCAAGUUUUGUGUUUCAACCGAAAAAUUGUCAUGAUACGUCCAAAAAUGUGGCUUGCCAAUGAUGGCAAUUACAGGGAGCUCCGUUGGUUUACAGCAUGGAAGCAGCGAGAUCAGUUUGAGGACUUUCAACUCCCAAGCGAAAUUUCUGAGGCUUUGUCACAGAAGGCAGUGCCUUUUGGUUAUGGAUAUAUUCAGUUUCUAGACACAGCUGUUGCAGCUGAAGUCUGUGAAGAGCUUUUUACUCCUAUUCCCCCUCAUACCGAGCUUGCACUUAAUGGAGUUGAAGUGUUUAUGAAUGCAAGUGGAAGUCAUCAUCAGUUGAGAAAGUUAGACCUUCGUCUUCGUGCUUUUAUAGGUGCAACUCAUACUCAAGGAGGCGUGUAUAUGUACAGUAAUCACCAAGGAUGUGAUGGUGGUCGCCUAUAUUAUGAUGGAUGUUCUUGUGUUGUUGUAAAUGGAGAUGUGGUCGCUCAGGGUUCACAGUUCUCAUUGAAGGAUGUUGAGGUUGUAAUUGCUCAAGUAGACCUAGAUGCGGUUGCUAGUCUGAGAGGAUCUAUCAGUAGUUUUCAAGAACAGGCAAGCUGCAAGAAGAAAGUACCAUUAGUUGCAGUUCCAUGUAACAUUUGUCUGCCUUUCAACCUGAAAAUGUCGUUGUCCAGUCCAUUGAAGAUCAUGUAUCACUCUCCCGAGGAGGAAAUAGCCUUUGGACCUGGUUGCUGGCUGUGGGACUACCUAAGACGGAGUGGAGCUUCUGGAUUUUUGGUUCCUCUCUCUGGUGGGGCAGAUAGCUCUUCUGUGGCUGCUAUUGUUGGCUGCAUGUGCCAACUCGUUGUAAAAGAGAUUAGAAAUGGGGAUGAACAAGUGAAAGCUGAUGCAAUACGGAUCGGACAUUAUACUGAUGGACAGUUUCCUACUGAUAGCAAAGAAUUUGCAAAUCGCAUAUUUUAUACCGUAUAUAUGGGAUCUGAAAACAGCUCUGAAGCAACUAGGAUGCGGGCAAAGGCACUAGCAGAUGAGAUAGGUUCGUGGCAUCUUGAUGUUUCUAUUGAUGGUGUUGUUUCCGCAUUGCUAUCUUUGUUUCAAACCCUCACGGGAAAACGGCCACGCUAUAAGGUAGAUGGGGGAUCUAAUAUUGAGAACCUGGGGUUGCAGAACAUUCAAGCUCGGAUAAGAAUGGUGCUGGCUUUUAUGCUAGCUUCUCUCUUGCCUUGGGUUCAUAACAAGCCUGGCUUUUUUCUUGUUUUAGGAAGCUCGAAUGUGGAUGAAGGAUUGCGUGGCUAUCUAACAAAGUAUGAUUGCAGCUCAGCAGACAUAAAUCCUAUUGGAAGUAUUAGUAAGCAGGACCUUAGAACAUUCCUGAGAUGGGCUGCCACCCAUCUAGGAUACUCAUCCUUGGCAGAAAUUGAAGCAGCUCCACCUACUGCUGAGCUGGAGCCUAUUCGUUCCAACUACAGCCAGUUGGAUGAAGUGGAUAUGGGAAUGACAUACGAGGAACUCUCAGUUUAUGGAAGGUUGCGGAAAAUUUUCCGCUGUGGUCCGUUAUCAAUGUUCAAGAACCUCUGCUAUAAAUGGGGUGCAAAACUAACCCCUUUGGAGGUGGCUGAUAAAGUCAAGCACUUCUUCAAGUACUAUUCCAUUAAUAGACACAAAAUGACUGUACUUACACCUUCAUACCAUGCUGAGAGUUACUCGCCUGAGGAUAACAGAUUUGAUCUGCGUCAGUUCCUCUACAAUGCAAGAUGGCCAUAUCAGUUUCGCAAGAUUGAUGAGCUUGUACGAGAGUUAGAUGGUGACCACGAAAAAUUAGGCACUACCUCACAUGUUGGAGGUGGAAUAGGAGUUGUUGCAGCAGGCUCCGGAGAUCCUAGAGCUGGGCUUUAACUCAAAAAAAAAAAGAUUAAAUUAAACAAAUUUGAUCUCCAACCUUUUGUUUUUUUGUUUUUGUUUGUCUGACAAUCAAUAAUAUAAUGGAACGAGGAAGUUGAGUUCCUCAUGCUCUUUUGCAUGUA
Molecule: messenger RNA, 2469 nt
Organism: Carica papaya (papaya)
Lineage: Eukaryota; Viridiplantae; Streptophyta; Magnoliopsida; Brassicales; Caricaceae
Product: carbon-nitrogen hydrolase family protein
Biological process (GO): NAD+ biosynthetic process
Cellular component (GO): cytoplasm
Molecular function (GO): NAD+ synthase (glutamine-hydrolyzing) activity; glutaminase activity; ATP binding
Source: RefSeq, a predicted model, not a curated record